CGGUCAUCCAAAUGAUGAUCCAGCCCAUCCCAGGACAACAUGGCAUGCCUCGCACUUGCUACUACUCAAAAGCGGCAGAAAGCCUUCACCAAACGAUCUCGCACCGGCUGUCGGACCUGUCGACAUCGCCGGGUCAAAUGCGACGAGACCCCGGGACAAUGUACCAACUGUACCUCCACCAAGCGCCAGUGCGAGGGCUAUGACACAGUCCACGUGCAGUGGAGCCCUAAUGAUCGUUCAGGGUCGUUCCGGCUGCCCCAGCUGACGACGGGGGUCUCCUCCUUAACAUCGGCCGAGCGACAAGGCAUCCUCUACUUUCAACACUCCACUAUCCCGACUCUCAUCGGCUUCUAUGAUUCCCCCUUGUGGGAGAGACUGAGCCUCCAGAUCUGCCAGGAAGAGCCGGCAGUCUGUCAUGCCUCCAUUGCCCUGAGCGCCGUUCAUCGCGGGUUUCCCCUGGCAGGCUCCCUGCAAGAGGAGUGGUAUCGCUUCGCGUUCGAGCAGUUGGACCGAUCGUUUCGAUUGUUGAUCAACCGACGGGCCUCCCAGGAUCCCCAGUUUACCAAUGUCGUGCUCCUGUGCUGCCUGAUGUUUGUGGCGCUCGAGUUCAUGGUGGGAGAGUAUGAGAAUGCCUUCCGGCAUCUGCGGGGUGGUCUGCACAUCUUGAAACAGAGGAAAGGUCAUGCCUGUACGGAUUCGAUGGCCUCCUUUGACCAGUGUCUGAUGCAUGUCUUUUCGUCUCUGGAUAUCCAGAGCACCUACUUCGGGAUCGGAAACCGCGUGUUAUGUGAAGAGAUCGAUGAUUCGGGUUCCCGUCCCAACGUGGAAGAUCCCCAAUCGUGGCACUUCAAGUCAAUUUAUGAGGCGCGCCAGGUAUUGGAGCCGAUCACUGGGGAUGUCAUCCAGUACUGUGGACUCCGGGUCACAGCAGGGUGUGGAGAAUCUCUCGUCUCCCGGCAACUCGAGAUUUUCGCUCGCUUGAACCGGUUUCUUGAAUCUCUGGCACAACUUCGCUACGAAUACGCUGGCCAUCUCACUCCAAAAGAAAAGAGGGGAGUCACAUUGCUGGAACUUGAGGCCGUGGGGGCGAGGACGUCGCUCCAGAUCAUUCCGUACACCAGUGGCGACCCUGCCUUGGCCCAGUAUACUGACGAAUUCGAGUGUUUGUUGUCCCUCUCGGAAGCCGUUCUACGUGAGAACACGGAUAUCCCACGAGUCAGUAUGGAUAUUGGGGUGAUUCCACCCUUGUAUCUGGUGGCCAAGCGAAGCGUGGAUUACGGCAUGCGGUGGCGGGCAAUUCGACUGCUUCAGUCUUGUCCACACCAGGAAGGACCCUGGGAUGCGGCUCUGCUCGCUCAGGUUGCAAUCGAGACAAUCAAUAUUGAAGCUAUGGUGGCUGCAGGGGGAGAAGGCCUGGUUGUAGGUCGGAUACGUCAGAAACCCCCUGCUUUUGGAGGUUUUGUAAUGCUUUCGGAUGACCGGCGUCACGUCCGGAUCCCAUUUCUGGUCGGGAAGGUUGAGAAGCACUGGUGUUUUGACCUGGAUGAUGAACUCUCGGGGAUGUUAGAUGAGCCUGUGCUAGGGGAUAGUGCUGCUCGUUGGCACCGCGUGAUCCCGAGCCAUCUUCGGUUUCUUCAGUAGGCGAGGUUCUAACCAGAAUGAGAUGUUUGCUGUUCCCGAUAUUCAUGGCAGAGCUAGAGAUGAAUUGGUCCAGCUUGGUUUAAGUAUACCUAUCGUAAACGCGGUAUCUCAAUAUACAGUGGCUAUCGAGUAAGAGCAUAUUGGAGCC
Messenger RNA from Aspergillus sclerotioniger CBS 115572, 1789 nucleotides. RefSeq names its product Zn(II)2Cys6 transcription factor. The transcript is spliced from 2 exons. The coding region runs from base 40 to 1641 and encodes 533 amino acids. NCBI's taxonomy places the organism in Eukaryota, Fungi, Ascomycota, Eurotiomycetes, Eurotiales, Aspergillaceae. The record is from RefSeq and is a predicted model, not a curated record. Gene Ontology annotation, biological process: regulation of DNA-templated transcription. Gene Ontology annotation, molecular function: zinc ion binding; DNA-binding transcription factor activity, RNA polymerase II-specific.